Molecule: messenger RNA, 1464 nt
Organism: Tribolium madens (black flour beetle)
Lineage: Eukaryota; Metazoa; Arthropoda; Insecta; Coleoptera; Tenebrionidae
Product: keratin-associated protein 19-2-like
Exons: 3
Coding region: 244-825 (193 amino acids)
Source: RefSeq, a predicted model, not a curated record
AUCGAUUUGACCCGCAAUUAUUCAUUUCACUAUAUUGCAAAUUUUGACUUUCGACCUAUUACAAAAACAACGAUAUGUUCAUCGUUACUGCUCCAUUUAAAAAAAUUGUUUAUUAGUUUAAAAGCGAGUCAGUAGAAUUCACGAGUUCGCUCACCUAUAAGUAGUUAUACACAUUGGAAAAGUUUUAAUAAACAAAUUUGUUAAAACGCGUGAAGACGGAAGUUUUUACAAAAAAAACGAAUCAUGUUAUUCACAAUUUUAUUGAUUGCAAGUGCAAUAUCAACCCCUCACGCUUAUCCGUUUGCAUCAUAUUCAAAUCCAUCAUAUUAUCCAUACAACCAAGGCAACAGAGUGGUAUUUUCUGGAAAAGAUGCCAACUGGAGGUACACUGGAAACUACCCUAUUAGUCAUGGAGUGGGUUAUAGCGAUAAAAAUAGAGGUAGUUAUGGUGGGUAUCCUGGAGGUUACGAAUCGCAAGUUCGACAUGGUGCUCCCUACCUUGGAGAUUAUGGAAGCAAUGGUUAUGGGGGAGGUUUGGGAAACGGAGGUUAUUAUGGAGGCGGCUAUAGACCAGGUUUAGGAUAUGGAAAUUAUUAUGGAGGUGCCUACAGGCCGGGUGUGGGAUAUGGAGGUUACGGGAGUGGCUACGGUGGUCGAUAUGGUGGAUAUGGCGGUGGCGGUAAUGGUUACGGUGGUGGAUAUGGCGGUGGUUACGGCGGUUACGGUGGUUAUGGUGGUUAUGAAGGAUAUGGUGGUUACGGUGGCGGUAGUGGUUAUGGUGGUGGGUAUGGCAACAAUGGGGGAUAUGGUGGCAGGUUUUAUUAAGAACACGAAGAACGUGGGUUAAACAUCUAGUAUUUAAUUUUUGUGUACAGUACAAUAAUUAAAUUGAAUCGUCUUUUGCUUAUUUUUGUGUGUUAUUUAUUGUUCUCAAUUUGAAGCUGCAUAAACUUCUAUCAAUAAUAGCUUUUCAGUUUUUGGAUACAUUUUUAUUGUUCUUUUUUGCUUUUAGGAGUUUUAAGUAAAAAUCCAACACCGUCUAGUUCAUAUGUUGUAGGAAUGUAGGCAAUUACUCCUACGUAUGUUUUAUUAAUUAUUCAUAUUUCAAAUUAAUCGUAGGUUAUCGAAAUAUGUACUCGUGUAAGAAGAUCGAAAAUUGAAAAUCAAAAAAGGAAUUAGGAAGGUUAAAUGCACGGGACUAGAAUGUGUAGGUAUGUACCUUAAACAAAACAUAGGUGCCAAUAAAAAUAUCUUUAUCUUCAAAUGACCAAAAAAAACGAGUUUUUCCCUACUACGAGUACCUAUAUACCAAUAAAUAGGUACCUAAUUUAAUAUCGGUGGCAAAUUAAAAAUUUUAUUUAUGUCAAAAGGACAAAAAAUUGGAAAAACUAGAAAUUAAAAACCAAGUGUAGAAAUCUUAAAAUUGUUUUAUUUUUUAAACUUUUGUAUGCAGCAAAUUAUACA